This is a messenger RNA of Penicillium brasilianum, 1694 nucleotides long. The record is from the annotation of a GenBank genome assembly. NCBI's taxonomy places the organism in Eukaryota, Fungi, Ascomycota, Eurotiomycetes, Eurotiales, Aspergillaceae.
CUCGGACUUGCCACCAGGCGAACUUGUAUUUCUGCAAUUUCCCACAGCAGGCCCAACAUGAAAAUCAGGAGUCGCGCAGUAUGUCAGAGCUGUCGGAAAAGGAAAUAUGGCUGCGACGGAAAACGUCCUGCUUGUACUCAAUGUCUGAAAGCCAAGAUAACCUGCCCUGGCUAUGAGGAUUUCACUUUUGUUUUGCCAGAUUCCUCCAAUUCACGGAUCGUCCUCUCAAAUGCUUCACCAAACCAUUCUCUGUCACAAACAGCGUUAAUGCUCCAGCCCGGAUCUUCCACUAAAAGUCUCAUGCUCAACUUCUCCACUUUCUGGUGGUCUACAGACGAAGAUGUCGUUGCUUUGGUUAAUGAAUAUUUCACCCCCGACCAAGGUGACUUUUGGCAGGAUCUCUGUCCCGAUAAGUCUUCCUCAACCACCUGUAGCCCUUGGCUAGAGGUGCUGCCUCUGCUGUUGGACCGCAGCCGACGCACCAGUCGAAGUGCUCCUCUUCUGUCUGAAUCGCUCAGAACUUUAGGGUAUUCGAUCGUUUGUAAGGGGUACAAAGGCUCCACACGCUCUCAGUGGGAUAUCUGUCGUGCGCAGUGUUAUUCAAAAGCUGCACAUUUCUUGAACCGUGAGCUGACUGAAGGCACUGGCGUGUGCGACGAAUCUGCCGCUGCUAUUAUGUGCUUAAGUAUGGCAGAGUUGUUGAUCCCCACCUCCAAUGAAGGCUGGAUCGCUCACAUUAGAGGUAUCGGGCGAAUGACGGAACUCUGCGGCCCGAGAUCAUUUACGAAACCGAUAUCCCAGCAACUAUUUAUGGCUUUCCGUCCACUAAUUAUCGUAGAGGCGUGCCUCUCUCGUCAAGAUACCUUUUUGUCAUCAUAUGAGUGGCAAACGAUUCCUUUUUCCCUGCAUGAAGCCCCACCUUUGCAGAUGCUCCUCAGUCACGGCUCAGUUCUUCCAUCUAUACUUCGAAAGCUUCAAUCUCUACACCUCUUUUCAGACGAAGUGAAAGACUCUUUGGCCCAGAAUAUCCUAGCGGAUUUGUUAAAAACUUUACAAGAGCUUGAUGCGUGGGAGCAUUCUAUGCAAUCUGCAGUUCAAGGUCCCCUUUUCUGGCCGAGAACAGCAUGUCCAGCUCCGCAGACUGUCAAUGAUUCUUUGCAACUAUCACUAUGGUUUUCCAGCCUACCAGUGGCAACGUCACUGAGUUAUCUAUGGGCCUUCCGUGCGGUAUGUUUCAGGCAGAUAGGACAACUGCUAUCUUCAGAUCUAGUACCAGCUUCUUGCAGAGAUACAGCGUUGGCCUGCCUGAAUCUACCUGCAAUCGAGGAUUGUCAGAAGAAGGCUCUUGCCUUCCACUCAAUGAUCUGCCAAAGUAUACCGUUUUUCAUGCAGGAUGAAAUGAAAUUCUACGGUGUUUCGUCGGUUACGCUUCCGCUAAUGCUGACGCAAACCGUCCUAUGAUUGCUCAUGGUAUAAUAUGCCGCAUUUGAUACGGGUGACUCGGCCUUGUUUGGUGCGGUGUAUUGUAUCUGAUAUGAAACAACAGCCACCCAGCAGCGUAUCUAAAGUGUCCGCUGCACUGUGAUCUUGUGCACAUACUAUAUAAUCAGACGCCUGAUCAGGAUCUUAGAGAAUAGCAGAGUGUUUUGAAGGACAAAUUGGCUGCUGCUUGAAUAAUACAACAUUGAAGAAAG